This is a messenger RNA of Trichoplax adhaerens, 537 nucleotides long. RefSeq lists its product as uncharacterized. The coding region runs from base 1 to 537 and encodes 178 amino acids. Lineage: Eukaryota; Metazoa; Placozoa; Uniplacotomia; Trichoplacea; Trichoplacidae. The record is from RefSeq and is a predicted model, not a curated record. The transcript has 5 exons.
AUGGAUGGCUAUAUAAGUAAAAGUGAUCAAGCAUUCGUUAUUGGAAAUAGGGCUGGUUAUUUAGGUGAAUCAGAUACAAAUCUACCUCAAGUUUCUCUCAAUCCUGAUAUUGGACAUUUCACGAUGCUACGUAGCGCUAUAAGCAUUAUUUGGAUAUUGCAUAUGGUUGAUAGAAAGCCAUCUUCUUUAUUAUGCCUUCAGCAGCGACAAAAUCCAUAUUAUUACGAUUUGGUAUUUGUGGAUUUACUACUGAGAGACAGCGCCAAGGCAAUCCCUAACCAUUACAACUCGACGGCUCUAAAAGAAAAAAUUCGUCACAUCGAAAAGAAAAUUCCCCCCACAUUCAUAUGCAGCUAUAAUUUCGAAUUUGUCGACUCCGACGAUUCUUUCGUGUUGAUAAAUUAUAAAACACGUCAUCAAAAAAACUAUCCUGCCUUGAAAAUCAUUUCAAUUGAGACUUUGGUUUUAUCCCUAAAGUAUCAUAUGCAUGCACUACAAGCAGAUCAAGUAUACGAUAGAGGUGCACUUGGUAAAUAG